UUCUUUCUUUCUUUCAAAUUUAAGUUAGCUUUAUCAAUGCUUUUAGAAGGCAUUUAAAAUCAUGUACAUGAAUGUGUUAUAAAGUCUGAACAUAUCAACACACUUUGCAAGUUGACCCAAAACAUAUUUAAUGUGCUGGCUAUCCUUCAAAUGGUAGAAAUAGGUGAGUCAGAAUGUUAAAUCUUUCUGUUUUUGCAGAAAUGCAUAAAUUGUCAAGCAUUAUUUAAUUCAUAGUUAGCAUUUAAUUACAUAAAGGGUGAUAUAGCGCAGUAUUCAAGACAAAUAUGCAAUUUCAAAGGUUCUGGGUGGUCCUUGCAAGUAAGAAAUUUUGCCAUCCUCCUAGCGUGGAGGGUGAGACUUGUGGUAUAUAAACUCUGGCUGUGAGUCUGCUCCCACUACUCUGGGACUGGAAGGGCUAGCUGGAAACAAGUAUGAAGCUCCUUUUUGUAGCUGCCUUUGCACUCUUUGUGCUCUCUACAUUUGACUAUGCUGACUCCUCAGCUUAUGACAAAAUUGUUUCCCACAGUCGCAUCAGAGCAAAAAAAGAAGGACCCAAUGUCUGUGCGCUCCAGCAAGUCAUGGGAACCAAGAAGUACUUCAGCACUUGUCGUAAUUGGUAUCAAGGGACCAUCUGUGGAAGAAAAGCGACUGUGCUGUAUGAGUGCUGCCCAGGUUACAUCAAACUGGAGGGAAUGCGUGGUUGUCCUGCAGUUGCCCCAAUCGACCAUGUUUAUGGCAGUUUGGGUAUAGUGAAGGCUACGUCAACCCAAAAAUAUUCUGACAUUUCUAAACUAAGGCCUGAGAUUGAGGGAUCAGGAUCCUUUACUUUCUUUGCUCCCAGCAAUGAAGCAUGGGACAUGUUGGAUGAGACGGUGAGGAAUGCACUGGUCAGCAAUGUCAACAUUGAACUGUACAAUGCCCUGCAUUAUCACAUGGCCAACAAACGCCUCUUGACCAAAGAUUUAAGGAAUGGAAUGACAGUCACUUCUAUGUACAAUGAUCUUGGUCUACAUAUUAACCAUUAUUCCAAUGGGGUGGUGACUGUGAACUGUGCUAGGAUUAUCUAUGGCAACCAGAUUGCCACCAACGGAGUUGUACAUGUCAUUGACCGUGUCAUCAGCGCCAUUGGAAACAACAUCCAGGAAUACAUUGAGGUUAAUGAUGACUUGACAACUCUCAGUGACAUGGCUCAAACAGCUGGACUGUUGGAGAAACUGGGUCAGCCAGGACAUUACACUCUCUUUGCCCCCACCAAUGAUGCCUUUGAUAAGCUUGGUGGUGAUAUGUUAGAAAGGUUUCAGGCCGACAAGGAGGUCCUCAAAGCCCUUCUGAGUUUCCACCUCCUGGAAUCAGUCCAGUGCUCUGAGGCCAUCAUGGCUGGAAGUUCUUAUGAGACUCUGGAGGGAAACAACAUUGAAAUCGGCUGUGAUGGAGAUAGUUUAACAGUUAACGGGAUUAAAAUGGUGCUCAAAAAGGACAUUGUCACCACCAAUGGUGUCAUCCACCUUAUUGAUCAAGUACUCAUGCCAGACUCAGCUAAGCUGGUAAUGGAAUUGUUGGGAAGUUCCCAGUCAACUUUUGGUGACAUGGUGUCCGAGCUGGGCCUUUCUGCUGCCAUGAGGGAAGAGGCUGAGUACACUUUGCUGGCCCCUCUCAACGCUGCCUUCACUGAUGAGGUGAUGAGCAUGGAUCAAAGAUUCCUCAAGGUUAUCCUGGAGAACCACAUCUUAAAGAAUAAGAUUGGCCUGGGACAACUUUACAAUGGCCAGCGGCUGGAGACCAUUGGAGGGAAAAUUCUUCGAGUCUUCAUUUACCGCACGGCUGUGUGCAUUGAGAAUUCCUGUCUGAUAAGAGGCAGUAAAGAAGGGAGCAAUGGGGCCCUUCAUCUCAUGAGGACUAUGUUGAAACCUGCAGAAAAAACUAUGUUUCAGAUUCUGACAGAAAAUGGAGGUUUCAAGAUCUUUUUGUCUCUUAUGGAAACUGCUGGUCUGACUGACCUGCUCAAACAGGAGGGAGAUUUCACUCUGUUUGCCCCAAGCGAUAAGGCCUUUGCUGGUUUAAGUCAGAGAGAUGUGAACUUGUUGAAGGGGAACAUAAAUGCUCUCAGAACCAUUCUUUUGUAUCACUUCAGUAAUGGUGUUUUCAUUGGUGGUGGUUUGGAGGGUGGGGUGACAAACCUUCUCAAAUCGCUCCAGGGCAGCAACCUAAAAAUGAUUUUUGCAAACAACACAGUGAAAGUGAAUUCUGUCCAACUCCCAGAAUCUGAUAUCAUGGCCACAAAUGGCGUCAUUCACUUUGUCAACCAAGUUUUGUACCCUGCAGAUAUCCCUGUUGGAAGCCAGGAUUUGCUCAUGAUACUGCAGAGGCUCAUUACUUAUAUGCAAAUUAAGUUCAUUUCAGGGUUUAGAUAUCAAGAAAUACCCCUAACAUUUAUGAAGAGGAUCAUCACACGUGUUGUUGAGGAAGCUCCUGAUGUAACCAAAGUGACAAGAGUCAUUGAGGGGCAGCCUACUAUCACCAAGGUUACCAGGGUCAUUGAGGGCGAGCCCACCAUUACCAAGGUUACCAGGGUCAUUGAGGGCGAGCCCACCAUUACCAAGGUUACUAGGGUCAUUGAAGGUGAACCCACCAUCACCAAAGUUACCAGGGUUGUCUCAGGCCCCCAGUACUCAGUCAGCACUGGCACCACAAACAUCGACUUGGAAGCAGGAGUUGACCUUUCAAAAAUUACCACCAUUGAAGGGGAUGCCAGUCUUGACUCUGAGCGACUUACUAAAUUGAUCCAAAAAGGAAGAGCUCCCCCCAGGAAAGUUAUAGCUGGCAACAGGCGGAGGGGAAGAGACUAAACAUGGAUGGAUGAGACUAUCGCCCUUGUAAAGGCAGAGACAGACUUCAAACUCUGAGAGUGAAACAAGUGUUGUAAUACUGAGGAUACACCUACAGUGUCAGUUUUAAAAUAAAAUGUCAAAAUUAUAACUGACAAAAAAGCUGUUUUGUAAACAAAAUGGUGCUUUAAAUGUAUAUAUAUUGACUUUUUCAUUCAAUAUAUAUUUACAGUUCAGAUGGAAAUUUUUGCAUGAAUUUAAAAACAGGCAGGAAAAUUUAUCAAGCCUUUAGACUAGUCAUAAAACAUUUAAGUUCAGUUCUUCUCUAUGGCUUUGCUAGAGGUGAAUGAGAUUUCAGGAGCUAUUGGGGAAGAGUUCUAAAUCUCAAGGAUUGAAAAGAAAUGGAGUAUUUUCUCACUUUACAUUUUUUUAUUUCUCUGGUUCGAAGUUGUAUAAGAUGCCAUGUCAAAUGUGUUUUCUGCUUAUGUUAUUUGGUAUGUUGUAACCAAAUUCUGGCAUUCUCCUGUUUUUCAGACAUUCUCCAAUAAAGUGCUUUAGUUCAGAUUAAAAUAUCAAAAUGAAUAGUUA
Messenger RNA from Melanotaenia boesemani (Boeseman's rainbowfish), 3413 nucleotides. RefSeq names its product periostin, osteoblast specific factor b (gene postnb). The transcript has 22 exons. Lineage: Eukaryota; Metazoa; Chordata; Actinopteri; Atheriniformes; Melanotaeniidae. The coding region runs from base 432 to 2846 and encodes 804 amino acids. Gene Ontology annotation, cellular component: extracellular matrix. Gene Ontology annotation, biological process: extracellular matrix organization; cell adhesion. Gene Ontology annotation, molecular function: cell adhesion molecule binding. The record is from RefSeq and is a predicted model, not a curated record.